GCCAUAACCGUGAAGAACCCUUCGGAGGACCGGAGUCACUCAUCUUGGACCAUAUCAAAAACCGUGCCCAGAAUAUUUAUCAGGCCACCGGAUGAGCUAGCCCAGGAGAAAAAUCACAUCCAAUCCAAUCUUCAAGUCCCCAUUAUAGAUCUUAGUGGGGUCAACGAAGACGCUUGUGCGCGUGAGAAGAUUAUUGGUGAAGUGAAAAGGGCGUCGAGCGAAUGGGGCUUUUUCCAGCUCGUCAAUCACGGGAUAUCCCGGGAAGUCCUGGAUAAUAUGCUGGACGGGAUAAGGAAGUUCCACGAACAAGACGGCGAGGUGAAAAAGGAAUUCAACACUCGCGAUAUGACGCGGAAAGUGAGAUUUGGCAGCAAUAUUGAUCUGUAUCUGUCGCGUGCGGCCAAUUGGAGGGACACGUUGGCGAUUUCAGUGCAGAAUUUUGGUAGUAUUGAGCCUGUUGAGUUGCCUGAAAUCUGCAGGAAUGGCACUUUUCUCGGGCACUAUUACCCGGUUUGUCCCCAGCCAGACAUAACCAUCGGCACCAGUAAGCACACAGACCCUUCUUUUUUGACAAUUCUCUUGCAGGAUCAAAUCGGGGGCCUCCAAGUUCUGCAUCAGGAUAAAUACAUCAAUGUACAACCCCUGUCUGGUGCCUUGGUGGUCAACAUUGGAGAUAUGUUGCAGAUCAUUUCAAAUGAUGAGUUUGUAAGCCCGAAUCACCGAGUUCUUGCCAACCGGGUAGGGCCAAGAAUCUCGGUGGCAGGAUUCUUUACCGGUGAUGCUUUAAGUGGAAGGAUAUACGGUCCCAUAAGAGAGUUGAUAUCGGAAAAUAAUCCACCACACUACAGAGAGUUUACAGCGCGAGACUAUAUAGCAAAGUUCUACAUGCGCCCAGUCGAUAAGUCAGGGCUCGACGAAUUGAAGUUGAAAGAAUAGCGAAAGAAAAAAUAAUAAUACAAUAAAAUAAAAAUAAAAAACCCAUUGUAUUUGAUAUGUGUCACUGGGAGUAUAAUAGGAUGAAUGUGGAUCUUAGAUUAGUGGGUCAUAGAGUACGUGAAAAUAGUGGGAGUUAAAUUAUUUAAAAGCCAUGUUAAUUUAGUUAACGAAUGUGAUCAUGUUGUUUUAAUUCGUGUUUUAUAUAUUUCUCUAGGUUGAAUAGAA
Messenger RNA from Striga asiatica, 1161 nucleotides. The record is from the annotation of a GenBank genome assembly. Lineage: Eukaryota; Viridiplantae; Streptophyta; Magnoliopsida; Lamiales; Orobanchaceae.